CAGGUAAAGUCAACAGGUUUCUAUCUGUAUGGGAACUGAAGUCUCAGGUGAGCCACUCUCUUGCACGGCAGGGCAGGCACUACAGAACCAAGAGGAGUCUUAUUUACUCUGGCGGAAGUUGUAGAAGGUACAAAAGCUAGCAGAGGGAAGGCUCUGUGUGUUGGCUCUCUGGGUAUCACUAUAUGGUGCUUCUAUUUCUCCUGUGGAAGUAAGUCUUGACAAAGAAAAGGUCGGUUUUUCUACCCACAUCCUUCUGCAUUCUGAGAGGCAUGACAAAGAGUGUGUCAGGGGUGAGCAGUGGGCAUAGCAGAAGGGAGGAUUUUAAAGUUGUUAUUGUUGGUGAUGGCGGAUGUGGAAAAACAUCCCUCUUAACGGUUUACACAAAGGGAAACUUUCCAGAGAAACAUAUUCCAUCUGUGUUUGAAAAUGUGGUUGCCAAUGUGAGGUAUAGAGGGGCUGAGUUUCGCUUACACCUCUACGAUACUGCAGGUCGAGAAGACUAUGACAGAUUACGUCCUCUUUCUUACCAGAAUGUCAACCUAGUACUGAUCUGUUAUGAUGUCACCUGCCCCUCAUCCUUUGAGAAUGUUUUGAUAAAGUGGUACCCAGAGGUGCAUCAUUUCUGCCAUGGUGUACCAGUCAUCCUGGUUGGAUGCAAGGCAGAUCUACGGAAGGACAAAACCCUGGCAAGAAAGCUUUGGUCCUCAGGCCAAAAUCUUAUCACAUACAUCCAGGGAGAAGAAACCAAAAGGAAAAUAAAUGCUGAGCUGUAUAUGGAAUGUUCAGCCAAGUGCAAUGAAAAUGUGGAUGACAUAUUCAGAGAGGCGACUAAAAAAGCCCUUGCAGCAACGAACCCACCCAAAAACCCAGAGAGGAAGCUUUGUGCACUUCUGUGAGAGAGAGAGAGAGAGAGAGAGAGAGAGAGAGAGAGAGAGAGAGAGAGAGAGAGAGAGAGAGAGAGAGAGAGAGAGAGAACCACGAAACCACCAAGUAAACGCUAAGCUAACACUAGUCUGAAAACUAGUGUUAUAAAAGACAAAAGACAGAUAAAGACAACCAGACUUUUGCCUGAAUGACAGCUACAUACUAAACAUAUCUACUGUAAAGUUUUUUUGCUGACACAUUUCUGUGGUUUCCAAUCAUUACCGAGCACAUUCAGGAAAAUACACUGUUUAUGCAAAAACUGUGACUAGAAGAAAUAGCCAAUGGUAGCAUUCAAAUUUAGACAUAAAAACCUUUAUUAGUCAUAAUUGGCCUCUUGCAUAUGUUGAAAACAAAGGAAAAGAUAUACUAUAUAUAAAAGCUUUAAGAAUAAAUAAACAGUUCAUAUGGUUCAGGGGAGCAUGUAACCAAUCUCUUCUGUGAUGUUCAUAACUACAUAUUUGUAGAGCACAAAAUAUUUCCUAAAUGAUACUGUAGGCCUAUUACACAGACCAAGACCGCAAAGCAUGAAAGUAACCCACAUUCAAUGGUCAAUGCCGUGUAUACUGUCUGUCUAGAAGUAGAUGCAGUAUGUGUCAUUUUCCUAAAAGUGGUUUUCUGUACCUAACUGAGAAGAGAAAUAUACAGUGUGUAUGAGUGUGUGUGUGUCUAAAUGGAUAUAUAUAUAUAUCCAUCUGUGUGAAGUGUAAUUCUGCUUAGAAUAGGUUACUUCACAUGAAACAGUCUGAAGAUUGCACAUAAUGUGACAGACAUUUCAGAUGUGCAACUGGACAGGUCAUUUAAAAAGCUAAAAAUCCACACAGGAACCAUAUAUAACUGGAGUGAGCCUUAUCAUGCAAAAACAAUACGUAUAAAAGUUACUGUCAUCAGUUCACCCUUUAAAAACAGUUUGGCAUACUUCUCAAUACAGUUUCAAUCUACUGUAUCCUUGACAACCUUUCCCAACGAGCCUACAUUCCUUUUAGCUGAAGGUUAUCAGCUGAAUCUCCAGAUGUCUUCAUACAGUAUUAGACAAUUCUGUACCCAGCCUUGGUUCUCCUUAUCCCUUCGUGACAUUACAGAUAUACAAACUUAUUUUUUUGCUUUUUGUUGUUGUUUUUUAACGAAACUUCUGCACCCUGAAAGUUUUCAAUCCACAAGUAACACCAUUGUUGUAUUACAGCAAUAUAUACUAUGCAUUCAGAGCUAUGCAUUCAUUACAGAAAUAUUAUAAUUUUUUUUAACUUUCUUUGUAAAGGGGUACAAGAAUUGGCUUAGAGUAAAAUCCUUACAAAAUUCUGGAGCUCAUCUAAGUUUGGUAUUUUAAAGCAUCUAACAUCUUUGGUUAGAUCUCAGCUUCUUUGUAACAAAAUACAUGAAAAAAAAAAAACACUUCACAAAAGAUCAACAUUCACAGAAAUCCAUUUUCAGCAAUUCGGUUAAUAU
Molecule: messenger RNA, 2367 nt
Organism: Osmerus eperlanus (European smelt)
Lineage: Eukaryota; Metazoa; Chordata; Actinopteri; Osmeriformes; Osmeridae
Product: rho-related GTP-binding protein RhoF-like
Exons: 5
Coding region: 270-896 (208 amino acids)
Biological process (GO): small GTPase-mediated signal transduction
Cellular component (GO): cytosol
Molecular function (GO): GTP binding; protein kinase binding; GTPase activity
Source: RefSeq, a predicted model, not a curated record